UACCGCGUGCGGCCGCGGUUCCGCACUGUGUGUCCGCUGCUGGAAGCUGACGAGCGGCUGCAGCAAAAGUACGGAGGCGCCGCUUGCCCAGGCCUUUUUCCGACUUGGGACGAAGAGGGGAUUUUGGAAGAAGUCCACGAGUGCAUCAACCAGCCGCCCCCGGAUAUGGAGAGCUACCCAGUGAACCUGGAGUGGGACAACGUGGCGGGCUUGGCGCCGGAAAACCAAGAAGAGCGCCCCUGGUGGUACAGCCAAGUGCACUUCCCCACAAGGCGGGCAGUGCAGCGAGCUUUCGAAGAAGGAGUUGAAGAUUUCCGAAAACCGCAGCUGCAGCAGCAACAGCCGCAGCUGCAGCAGCAACAGCUGCAGCUGCAGCAGCAACAGCUGCAGCUGCAGCUGCAGCAGCAACAGCUGCUGCAGCAACAGCUGCAGCUGCAGCAGCAACAGCUGCAGCUGCAGCAGCAACAGCUGCAGCUGCAGCAGCAGCAGCAGCAGCAGCAACAGCUGCAGCUGCAGCAGCAAUAG
This is a messenger RNA of Eimeria necatrix, 525 nucleotides long. RefSeq lists its product as hypothetical. The transcript has 3 exons. The record is from RefSeq and is a predicted model, not a curated record. The annotation marks the transcript as partial. NCBI's taxonomy places the organism in Eukaryota, Apicomplexa, Conoidasida, Eucoccidiorida, Eimeriidae.